Molecule: messenger RNA, 954 nt
Organism: Suillus subaureus
Lineage: Eukaryota; Fungi; Basidiomycota; Agaricomycetes; Boletales; Suillaceae
Exons: 4
Coding region: 128-799 (223 amino acids)
Biological process (GO): mRNA cis splicing, via spliceosome
Cellular component (GO): nuclear cap binding complex
Molecular function (GO): RNA cap binding
Source: RefSeq, a predicted model, not a curated record
UAUUAAAGUAAGUGUUUUGGCGUAUCUUGAGUGAAGCUGACGCGUUGGUUUCCGUGGUAAAUACUUUCCUUUUUUAUCAUCCACAUAACUUUCCAACAAAGUCUCCUUUGGGUUUAGCUUUCUGACCAUGGCGCACGUCGUUCAGCCUCUGGAUCAGCCUUCAAAUUACAAAGACUCCCAGAGCAGAGUAGAACGCGCGAAACAAAACGACCUUCUCUCCAAAUCCACAACAUUAUACAUCGGUAAUUUAAGUUUCUAUACCACAGAGGAGCAGAUAUAUGAGUUGUUCACUAAAUGUGCCAGCCCAGAGGACGGUGGAGGUAUCAAGCGAAUAAUCAUGGGUCUUGACAGAAACACACGCACACCGUGCGGGUUCUGCUUCGUGGAGUACUACACUCAUGCAGAAGCCCUUGCCAGCAUGAAGUACGUUAGUGGCACCAAGCUAGACGAGCGUAUCAUUCGGUGUGAUUUGGACCUGGGAUAUAAGGAGGGCAGGCAAUUCGGACGGGGGAAGAGUGGUGGUCAGGUACGAGACGAGCACCGCCAGGAUUAUGAUCCAGGACGAGGCGGAUGGGGUGCACAAGCGCAGAGGCUUGAGGCUGAACGCCGAAGAGAAGUGGAAGAACGGUACGCGGACGCGCAAGAAGGACCAGGUGCUGUUGCUGGCGGAGGCGGUGACUGGAAAGAAACUGAAACGGCGGUUUCACGGAAACGCGGGCGGUCACCAGACGAUGAAGGAGACAACGCUCGUAUGGGCCACCAUCGUUCACGGGACGACAUGGAAGUUGAACGAAUGUGAAUGCAUUGGCUAUUACAGCUUGCUUUCUUACUUUUGACACAUGACAGACAUCAAAAUGUGAAACUAUACGAUAGCAAUUAUAAGAUGUAUAAGUCGAUGGUCAGUAUACGACACGAGCACGCAGUUGGUAUCUCCUUCCCCAGUGUUCUGGUUCA